This is a messenger RNA of Danaus plexippus (monarch butterfly), 1682 nucleotides long. It is a transcript of the gene Ndf, whose product is annotated as cytokine-like nuclear factor N-PAC. Lineage: Eukaryota; Metazoa; Arthropoda; Insecta; Lepidoptera; Nymphalidae. The coding region runs from base 64 to 1629 and encodes 521 amino acids. The record is from RefSeq and is a predicted model, not a curated record. The transcript has 12 exons. Gene Ontology annotation, molecular function: NADP binding; NAD binding; oxidoreductase activity, acting on the CH-OH group of donors, NAD or NADP as acceptor.
GUAGAAUGUAGAUUGUUUGUGACUUAGUUCGUCGUGGAAAUUGGUUCAGAGUGGACGUGUACAAUGUCUGUUGCUUAUAAACUUGGUGAUUUAGUUUGGGCCAAAAUGAAGGGGUUCAGCCCUUGGCCCGGCCGUGUGGCCAUUCCUACUCCAGAACUAAAGCCUCCAAAGAAAGCUAUGAAUGUACAAUGCAUAUACUUCUUUGGUACAAAUAACUACGCGUGGAUCGAGGAGCACAACAUAAAGCCCUACCAGGAGCACAAAGAACAGUUGAUAAAGUCGUGUAAAACGACCGCCUUCAAGGAGGCCGUGGCGCAGAUUGAAGAGUACAUCGAGAACCCUGAGAAAUGGGGGGAUUUCGAAGAGCACGUCCGUAACCCCGAAGAGGAGUUUGACAAACUAAAAGAUGUCAUGAAAGAAGAGAGCUCCGAUGAGAAACAACAGGAAGAGGAACCCUCGCCCGAGGUGAAGAAGAAGAGCUCCACACCAAAGAUACGUUAUGGAUUUUCAAAGGUGAAGCCAGUGAAGCGGUCGUCGUCGGCCGGCCUGAAGCCCACCCCCCGCAAGAAGGCGAAGAGCGUCUCCCGCUCCUUCACGGACACGGACAUCGCCAACGAGAAGCCCUCCAUGCUGAACCACUCCUUCUCCAAGAAGUCCAGCCUGCUGCACCGCCCCUCCAAUAUAUUGAGACCCGACACGCCGCCGUUAGACCUGGAGAACGUGUCGGAAACCCUGCUGGAGAAGAACAUCAAGGCCAGUCAGAUGAAGUUCGGUUUCCUCGGCCUGGGGAUCAUGGGCAGCGGCAUCGUUAAGAACCUGCUGAACUCCGGACACAAGGUGCUGGUGUGGAACAGGACGGCGGCCAAGUGUAAAGACUUCGAGAAAGUCGGUGCUACGAUCGCUGUGACUCCCUGCGAUGUGGUGGAAGAGGCUGACAUAACCUUCUCGUGCGUAGCGGACCCUCAGGCGGCCAAAGAGAUGGUGUUCGGCAACUGCGGAGUGCUGCACUGUCCCACCCUGGAGGGCAAGGGCUACGUGGAGAUGACCUCCAUAGACGCCGACACCUCACACGACAUAGUAGAGGCGCUCGGGGGAAAGGGAGGGAGAUAUCUGGAAGCACAGAUCCAAGGCUCCAAGACCCAGGCGGAGGAGGGUACGCUCAUCAUCCUGGCGGCCGGGGACCGCUCGCUGUUCGACGACUGUCAGUCGUGCUUCAAGGCCAUGAGCAAGAACUCCUUUUACCUCGGUAGUGAGAUAGGCAACGCGUCCAAGAUGAACUCGGUGCUGCAGGUGGUGGGCGGAGUGUCGCUGGGCGCGCUGGCCGAGGGCCUGGCGCUGGCGGACCGCGCAGGCCUCAGCCAGGCCGACCUCCUGGAUGUGCUGGCGCUCACGCCGCUCGCCAGCCCGCACCUCAUACUCAAGGGACGAGCCAUGAUCGAGUCGUCGUACUCGACCCACCAGCCGCUGAGCCACAUGCAGAAGGACCUGAAGCUGGCGCUGGGGCUGGGAGACGCCCUGGAGCAGUCCCUGCCGCUCACCGCCACCACCAACGAGAUCUUCAAGCACGCCAAGCGGCUCGGCUACGCCAACCAUGACGUGGCCGCCGUCUACAUCCGCGCCAGGUUCUAGCGCCCGCUGAAACCGAAAUGUAUAAUGAAAUGUAAUAAAAUCGAUCUAAGGAA